AUGGGCGAGGAGCAGAGCACGGUGAGCGGCGCCGGCGGGCCCCUGGAGGCGCGGACCCCCGCUGGCGGCGCCGCGGGCCCCCCGGAGACCCCGAGGCCGCCGGGGCACAGCGCCGGGGCGCCCGGGCCGCGCGCCGCCUCCGCCGAGCCGAGCGGCGGCGGCUGCGGAAGCGACUCCGGCUGCGCGGACGCCGGAGCCCCAGAGCCCGCGGGGAGCCGGGGGUCCCCGAGCUGGAGCAAGAGCCGGGCACCCGGGCAGCCCGCGGGACUCGCCCUCCCCGGGCCCCUCAACCCCCAGGCUUUGCAAAAGCAGCUGGCCGAGGAGGAGGAGGAAACGGGGGAGCGAAACGAGAGCGGGGAUGAACAGCAGGAGGCGCCCCCCGGCGAGGAGCUUGAGCCCCCGACCCGUGUCCGCGUCGGGGCCCCCGACGGACUGGUCUUGGACGUGCUGGGCCCGCGGCGCCCGCCCCCGGCCAAGAGACAAGUGUUCUGCUCCGUGUUCUGCGUGGAGAACGACCUGUCCGAGGUCCCCUCGGCGGAGCGGCUCUCGCUGCCCGCGUCGCCACCUCGGGCUCCGCCGGUGACCAACCCUCCCAGCACCCCCUCCUCCUUCCCCAGCCCCCAGCUGUCGCUCCCAGCGGACCCCUUGUCCCCCGACGGCGGCAGUAUCGAGCUGGAGUUCUACCUGGCGCCGGAGCCGUUCUCCGUGCCCAGCCUGCUGGGAGCCCCACCCUACUCCGACCUGGGUGGGGUCGGGGAUCCCUAUGCGCCCCUCAUGGUGCUGAUGUGCCGGGUGUGCCUGGAAGACAAGCCCAUCAAGCCCCUGCCCUGCUGCAAGAAGGCCGUGUGCGAGGAGUGCCUCAGAGUCUACCUGAGCUCCCAGGUACAGCUUGGCCAAGUGGAAAUCAAAUGCCCUAUCACUGAGUGCUUUGAAUUCCUGGAAGAAACGAUGGUUGUCUAUAACCUGACACAUGAAGACUCCAUCAAAUACAAGUACUUCUUGGAACUUGGCCGUAUUGAUGCCAGCACCAAGCCAUGUCCUCAGUGCAAGCACUUUACAACCUUCAAGAAAAAAGGACAUAUUCCCACCCCUUCCAGAUCAGAAAGCAAAUACAAAAUCCAGUGCCCCACUUGCCAAUUCGUCUGGUGUUUUAAGUGCCACUCUCCUUGGCAUGAAGGUGUUAACUGCAAGGAGUACAAAAAAGGAGACAAACUGUUGCGUCACUGGGCCAGCGAAAUUGAGCAUGGGCAGCGGAAUGCCCAGAAGUGUCCAAAGUGCAAGAUCCACAUCCAGAGAACUGAAGGGUGUGACCAUAUGACCUGUUCCCAGUGUAACACUAAUUUUUGUUAUCGCUGUGGGGAGAGAUACCGCCAGCUCCGUUUCUUUGGAGACCACACCUCAAACCUCAGUAUAUUUGGAUGCAAAUACCGCUACCUCCCGGAGAGACCUCACCUAAGGAGAUUAGUGCGAGGGUCAGUCUGUGCUGGAAAAUUGUUCGUUGCACCUCUAAUUCUGGUCUUGGGAUUAGCACUAGGGGCCAUAGCAGUUGUCAUCGGUUUAUUUGUAUUUCCUAUCUAUUGCCUUUGUAAAAAACAGAGAAAACGAUCACGGACAGGAAUGCACUGGUAAAUUCAGGUGAGGUCACGUGAUAGCGCUGGUCUGGGUAAGAACCGCACAGGAUGAUACACGCGUCAGAGGGCUGCACCUUGCGACCGCCUGGAGGAACCUCCUGCCUCCUCUUCCCCGUGUUCUCUGCAGGCCACAAAGCCUCUAGCUCCAGUGCAUUCCCAACAUGGAAUCCUGUCCUUUCCGUAUACAGAUUGCUGCUUUUACGAAACGGUCACUUUCAUAGACUAAAAACAUCUAUAUCAUAGACUCUUCAUGGUUCUUGGAAGACAAUACUUUAAUUAGAACCAGUUAUCCUCAAAACUGUCUGAGCAUGUGUCUCCUGAGCAUUGCUUAGACUGUCUUUGUCCCUGACUCUCCCUCCAGGCCUUCUUCUGAGACUUGGGGUGAAUAACUCAAGUGCCACCUGCACACCAAGCAAGGCCACCUUUCAGAAGAUGGAGGCUUACCACGUGCACCUGUUUUCAUCUGUGUCCCAAGCAUAUAAUUCCUUCCUCCUCCAGAUGCUCUAAUUGUUACAAAUCUCAAUGCCCGAAAAGGAACUAAUGAAACUAAAUGAGAAGACUCUGAAGUGUAUACGUGUAGGGGUGUGAAUGUGUGUGUAUAUACAUAUCUGUAUUAAAACUAGGUCCAUACCUU
Budorcas taxicolor (takin) is the source of this 2265-nucleotide messenger RNA. RefSeq names its product ring finger protein 217 (gene RNF217). The record is from RefSeq and is a predicted model, not a curated record. Gene Ontology annotation, biological process: positive regulation of proteasomal ubiquitin-dependent protein catabolic process; ubiquitin-dependent protein catabolic process; protein polyubiquitination. Gene Ontology annotation, molecular function: zinc ion binding; ubiquitin conjugating enzyme binding; ubiquitin protein ligase activity. Bases 1 to 1629 code for a protein of 542 amino acids. Gene Ontology annotation, cellular component: ubiquitin ligase complex; cytoplasm. The transcript is spliced from 6 exons. NCBI's taxonomy places the organism in Eukaryota, Metazoa, Chordata, Mammalia, Artiodactyla, Bovidae.